AUGACUGAACCAACUAAGGAAAAACCUCCACAUCCUGUGGAGGACGAAAAUGACGAUGACUUGGACGACUUGUUGGAUGAGUUUGACGAGCAACUGUUACCUAAACCUCCAGCCAGUGAAAGUGACGGCAAUACCACCGCCACCAAGAACGCUUCGACAAAUCCAGUCGGCGAUGAGUUCACUCAGAAUAUCGAGGAUUUGAUCAAGGACCUCAACAUCGAGGACCCUGAGGCAAAGGUGCAGUUUGAACAGUUAGUCAAACAGUUCGAAGACACUCACAAGGAAGACGCUAAGAAGAUUCAAGAUCCACAAAAUUUUGACAGCGUGAUGAAGGAUACGAUGGAGAGAUUGAAGAAGUCGGGCGAGACCAUCGACGAGCAGUUGAAGAACGACCCGGCUGGUGGUAAUCCAGAAGACAUGCUUGCACAGCUAAUGGCUGGCUUGGGUGGAGCAGGCGGAGAAGGUGGUGACUUUGACAUGUCGAAGCUUUUGGCUGACAUGUUGGAGCAAUUGUCUUCCAAGGAGGUGCUUUAUGAACCAAUUAAGGAUCUAAAUGACAAAUUUCCUGACUACUUGAAGGAGAAUAAGGGCAAGAUCCCAGACGAUGAGCAUGUCAAGUAUACGAAACAGUAUGAAAUCACGAACCAGAUCUUGGCUGUGUUUGAUGCAUCCGACUAUGACAGUGAGAGCCCCGAAAAGAGCGACGAAGUCAACAGGUUGCUUGAAUCGUUACAGGAAUUGGGUAACCCUCCUAAGGAAUUGGUUGGUGAUGAUAAUGACUUCCCUGGUUUUGGAGGCAUGGGAGGCGCAGGAGGUUUGGGAGGAUUAGGUGAAGGUGACGGCUUAGAUUUUGACUCAAAAGACUUACCUCCAGACUUCGAGAAGCAGUUGGAGGAAGGAUGCAAGCAGACCUAG
Sungouiella intermedia is the source of this 915-nucleotide messenger RNA. The record is from the annotation of a GenBank genome assembly. Lineage: Eukaryota; Fungi; Ascomycota; Pichiomycetes; Serinales; Metschnikowiaceae.